This is a messenger RNA of Baudoinia panamericana UAMH 10762, 492 nucleotides long. RefSeq lists its product as uncharacterized. The transcript has 3 exons. Lineage: Eukaryota; Fungi; Ascomycota; Dothideomycetes; Mycosphaerellales; Teratosphaeriaceae. The record is from RefSeq and is a predicted model, not a curated record. The coding region runs from base 1 to 492 and encodes 163 amino acids.
AUGAUCGGAACACGAUAUGCGUACAGGCCACCCGUCGCAAAGACAGCUCAGACAGGAGACACCGCUACUGCCAGUACAAGGGCCAUAGUCGCGGGUGAGGGAGAGGAGCAGCAGCCCGGCGAUGACUGGGACAGCGAAGACUACCCUCCAGCACCGGAAGAACUCCUCCGCUCGAUCGUGCGGCCUAGCACGCCGGAGAAAGGCGACCGAUACUAUGCCUGGCAAUCUUACCACGACCUGCCCCGGAAUCAUCCCGUGUUCUACUACACCCGCGAGAUGCGGGAGAAGCUGUAUGAGAAGGGCGUCGGUUCGUUGGUCCUUCUCGUCCAAGCAUUCAAACUGCGGACACAUCCUGUAGAGAAGGCCGAUGUGGAUUUCCGGCUUCGUGGAACUCUGCACGGCACAAUUGGGAAGCCAAUCACAAAAGGUCUCGUGAACCGUGCCAAAGGCACGCUUAGCGGGUUUGGGACGAUGGCGAUGUGGACCCAUUAG